CGGGCGUUGGAUAAGGAGCCGGAGACGGAAAGGCUCGGCCCAACCCUGAUAUAGGGGGACCCGAGAUCCAGACCGCCAAACAAAAUCCAAGUAGCAAACAUCGCUCGAUCGAUUUCACCUAAAAGAGAAAAGAAAGGCAAAUCGCAGAUUCAAGGCGAUGGCGGCGGCGAUCCGACUUGCGGCCAGUCGGCUCUUCGGCGGCCAGCGACCCCAGGCGGUUUUCAAGUCCGUCGUCUUGCCGCUGGUCGAGGUGGGGCGUCGCCGGCUGAUUCCAAGUCUCAUCAACGGCGGCCGACCUGCCUCUUUUUCUCUCAGAUCUAUGUCCUCCGGCGGCGCAGGUUGCAAAGAGUUUUCCGGCGCCGCCGCCGCUGCCCACCCACCCAACGGCAACCGCGCCCUGAAGCAACCCUUUGGAGAACCUGUACCAAAGCUCGACCCAGAGAGAGCAUGGGCCUAUCGGCAGUACUGCGAGAUUGAGACCAAGAAGCACGAGCUCUUCUACCUGAUCGCUGAGUUGGAGAAGAGGCACCCAUAUCGUAGGUACACGGGAAAAAACAUGGAGCUCCUCUUCCAACUUUUCGGACACGUUGAUCCUAAUCCCAGCGAUCCCCUCUGGUGCCGAGCUCAUGCAAGAGAAAGACUCAACAAUUGUCUGCUAUAUGGAAUGCCUACCGCGAUGGCCACUUGGAUGUACAUGGAUUGGGAGAGUUGGAGAAAUAUGUUUGCCUUUGCACUUGGAAUUGGUCACUAGACUAGAUUUCACUAUGUCAUGAGUCCAGAUAUUGAAACUCGAGUAAAUUUCAUUAAAGUACACUUUUUUGUUGGCUAAAUGUCAAGGAAUUGCGCUUCUUCUUUUUUGUGGUCUCUUGUUUCAAGAGGCUGCACUUUCUAAACCGCACUUCUUUUAGCAGCUUAAAAAAAUAAACCGCCCCCUUUACAGCUUCUCCUAUAAGCUGUCCCCUAUUCGUUGGGGGCUUAUAUGCUAGUUAUGCGAUAAUUAGUACAUAAGCUCAGCUUAUGGGAGAAGCUGAGCAAGGGGGUUGCUUAUUUUUCACGCCGUAAAAAAAAUUGGGCCUAAAUCCAUAGCGAAACCAUUUGAAUUUUUGUUGACCUGGCCCCAGACUACUUGCAUGGAGCCUAGAUGCGGAUCCCUCCGUAGAUUUCAGAGGUGCAGCUUUCUAGCACUGAUUGGAAAAUUUUAAUUUAGCUCAGUGCUGUUUUAAAAAAAAUGCAAUUUCCUGACAUUUGGCCAACAAAAAGUGACUUUUAACAAAUUUACUCUAGCACUAUAGUACUGCUCGGUCUGGAUCCUUUGUAAGUUUGUAAAGUGAAUGGUUCACCAUCAUUCAUCUAAAUAUGUGAGUGGAUAUUGUCAGCCUAGCUCUCCAUUAUAUCAUGAUGAAAUGGAGUGAUCAUGUUAUUGUUUGGAA
Aegilops tauschii subsp. strangulata is the source of this 1430-nucleotide messenger RNA. RefSeq lists its product as uncharacterized. The record is from RefSeq and is a predicted model, not a curated record. Lineage: Eukaryota; Viridiplantae; Streptophyta; Magnoliopsida; Poales; Poaceae.